Messenger RNA from Phytophthora sojae, 3258 nucleotides. RefSeq lists its product as hypothetical. The transcript has 5 exons. Gene Ontology annotation, biological process: cellular response to calcium ion; potassium ion transmembrane transport. Lineage: Eukaryota; Oomycota; Peronosporomycetes; Peronosporales; Peronosporaceae. Gene Ontology annotation, cellular component: plasma membrane. Gene Ontology annotation, molecular function: calcium ion binding; potassium channel activity; calcium-dependent phospholipid binding. The coding region runs from base 1 to 3258 and encodes 1085 amino acids. The record is from RefSeq and is a predicted model, not a curated record.
AUGUACGCACAGCCGCCGACGUACUACGGGCGCGAGCGCUCGCUCUCGUCGCCGUCCGCGCCCCCCGUGGACAACCGCAGCUCCGGCUACCAAGUGACGCCCCAGGCGCCGCCCACGGACCGCCGCGGCUCCUUCCAGAGCCUCUACCCGGACAUCGGCCAGCACAACCCGCAGCCACAGCAGAAUUACGCUCAGCCCCACCAGAAUUAUGCUCCACCUCCUGCUGCUGCCCCCGUGCAGCAGCAGCCCGCCCCAUUCCAGCGCGAGCCGACGUUGCACGGCGGCUACGGCCCCGUGCAGCCCGGCAGCUUCGAGUCGUCGAGGAGUUCCAUGGCUCUGAUGCCCGACGGCCUGGCCCCGACCCCGUCCAGCAUCGUGGAGCUGCGCUUCCGCUGCAAGGGGCUCAAGAAGUCGGACUUCCUGAGCCAGUCCGACCCCUUCAUCGUGCUCUACAUGCAGGAGGCGCAGAAGCGCGGCUGGCGCGAGGUCGGCCGCACCGAGACCAUCCAGAACUCGCCCGACCCGACGUUCGCCAAGAGUGUCCAGGUGGAUUUCUUCUUCGAAGAGGUACAGAGACUGAGAGUCGAGGUCUUUGACCGGGACAGUUCGUCGGAGCGACUCGCGGACCACGACUUCCUCGGCUGUGUGGAGAUCACGAUGGGCCAGUUGAUGUCCUCCAAGGGACAGUCGGCUGUGCUCAGGCUGCUGCAGAACGACAGGGACAGGGGGCACGUGCACAAUCUGUCGGGGCACGUGGUCAUCGACGCUGAAGAAGUGUCCACCUGCGCCGACAUGAUCAACGUUCGGUUCACGGGGACCAAGCUGGACAACAAGGACGGCUGGUUCGGAGCCUCGGACCCGUUCCUGAAUAUUUAUCGCCUACGGGACGAAAACGCGGAUCCGUUAACCACUACGUCUUGGAGUCUGGUCUGGAGGAGUGAAGUGGUGAUGAACGACUGCGACCCUAAGUGGCGUCGAGCGACGCUGAGUGUGCAGACGCUGUGCAACGGAAACUUGUCGAGACUACUGAAGAUUGAGUGCAUGGACUGGGAGAAGAAUGGCAAGCACCAGUUCAUCGGCAGUUGCACCGUCAAGGCGGCGGAGUUCGUGACAGGAGAGAUCCGCAGCAUGGAGCUUAUCAAUCGCGAACGACAGGCGAAGAAGGGCAAGCGGUACAAGAACUCCGGUGUGCUAGUCCUCGAGCAGAUUGAGUUGUUCAAGAGGCAUACGUUUGCCGAGUAUCUGCGUGGUGGAUGCGAGGUGAGUCUAAUCGUCGGUAUCGACUACACGGCCUCGAACGGCAGUCCAUCGGACCCUUCGAGUCUGCACUACACUGGAGCGGGCUACCAGGGCCAGUUGAACGACUACCAAGCUGCCAUCUCUGCGACGGGCGCGAUUCUGGAACCCUAUGACUCGGACAAGCGCUUCCCCGUCUACGGCUUCGGUGGCUUGGUCAAUGGAGCUGUGAAUCACUGCUUCCCGCUAACAUUCGAUCCGUCACAGCCUGAGGUGGAGGGCAUCAACGGCAUUAUGAGCGCGUACUCCAACUCCUUCCAGUUUGUGCAGCUCCACGGGCCGACUAUGUUUGCGCCACUGGUGCAUCAGGCUGCGGCUAUUGCAAGGACGUUUUCGGCGCCGGCGGAGCAAGGUGGCGGUGGCAAUCUCAAGUAUUUCGUGCUUCUUAUCAUCACGGACGGCGCCAUCAUGGACAUGCAGCAGACGAUUGACGAGCUGGUGCAGGCCUCGACGCUCCCACUAUCGAUCGUGAUCGUUGCUGUGGGCAACGCAGACUUUACUGCUAUGAACGCGUUGGAUUCGGAUGACAAGUUGCUGGUGGACUCAAGGCGGCAACGCGCUGCGCGUGACAUUGUCCAAUUCGUCCCCUUCAACCAGUUCCGCCGGAACCCCGCUCGACUAGCUAAGGAGACUUUGGCUGAGAUCCCCACACAAUUACUGCAAUACUACAACAUGAAGGGCAUCCAGCCGCGAACGCCACUGCAGCGCCAGGGAACUAGUUACCUCGUGAGAAGCUCCAUUAGCAGCGGACUAUCCGGUGCAUUAGACGUGGAGAGCCCAAACAAGCGAGACGAACUUCAAGGCGCUGAUGUAGUGAUCGCAGUUCCCGGUCUGGAGUCGGUGUCGGAGGAUGCCCCAAGCACCUUCACCGAUGUCCCUGAAGUGUCAACGGCGCCUCGUAUCGACAAGUCCAUCUUUGACCUGCCGAUGAUGUCGGCUCGCACUAUCACGAACGUGGCUCAACAAACGAUCAUUGCCGGCGCAGAAAAUGCCAAAAACAACCACGAGACGUUGAGAUCCAACUUGGUGGCGCUGGGCCUUGUGCUCUCGUACAUAGCGGUGAGCAUUGUUGUCUUCCACUUUGUCGAAGACUGGACGGUCGUGGACUGCGUCUACUACGCGAUGGUGAUCGUCACGACCGUGGGUUAUGGCGAUGUGGUGCCCAAGACAACAGCGGGGAGAGCGUUUACCAUUUUCUUCGCCUUCUACGGCAUCUGCACCAUCGGUGUGGCUCUGGGUCAGCUGGCCUCCUGGUUCCUUCAACGCCAACGACACGUCACCAAGAUGGCUACUCAAAAACUACUCAGCAACGUAGAGAAUGCCGCGGCUACAGCCACUGGAUCUAAUACAUUGGAGGACAAGGAAGCCAGAAUUCGCAAGAGAGACAAGGCCAAAACCUACUGGAAGCGGUUCCAGGGCAGUCUACCCAGUUGGGCGCGUAGGAUCUUCUCGGACAGCAACAAGGCGCUCUUCCACGCCUUCGUACCCAUUGUUGCGUCGAUUCUAGCGGGCUUGAUCGUGGGGGCUAUCGAAGGCUGGCCAGUGCUGGAUUGCUUCUACUACACGCUGAUCACCAUCACGACGGUUGGCUUUGGAGACCUGUCCCCGACGUCGAAGAGCGCUCGCAUUUACGCCAUCUUUUACCUCCCACUGGCUGUCGUGACGGUGGCGCAUGGCAUCGGAUCGAUCCUCAACGAGCUCAGUGCGAGGUCCGUGAUGAAGACCAAGAUCAGCAUGAAAGAGCUGCUGGACAUGGACGCGGACGGCGACGGCAAGGUCUCGCAGCUCGAGUAUCUGUGCUACAUGCUCGUGAAGCUCAACAAGGCCGACCAGGACGACAUUGACGGGAUCAUCGCCCAGUUCCACAAACUUGACCGAGACGGCAGUGGGGAGCUGGAUCGCGACGACCUCGAGCGUCUAGAUCGCGAACUCCAGCGCCAGAACGAGGAGGACAACGAGUAG